AUGGCGAAGUCUCUGCGGUCCAAGCGGGAGAAGCGGCUGCGGACGCUCCGGCGGGAGAUCGCGGAGCCCUUCUACGACAAGAAGGAGGCCGCCAAGCAGGCCGCGCAGGCCGCCGCCCUCGAGGCCCCCAAGCUCCCCGUCCGCGUGCACCCGAUGUACGAGGAGUCCCUCGCCGCCGCCGCUGCCGCCGCCGCCAGCCGGGCCUCGGCCAUGGAGGUUGAUGGAGGAAGCAAGAAGUCUGCAUCCUUCCUGAAGCCAAUGGGCACCAUUAGCAAGAAGAAGGUACAGCUUCACUUGAAGAUCAAGAAAGACAAGAGAAAAGCUAGGAAGAAGGGAAAUUCUGGGAAGAAGAGUUAUUAG
This is a messenger RNA of Triticum turgidum subsp. durum (durum wheat), 360 nucleotides long. The record is from the annotation of a GenBank genome assembly. NCBI's taxonomy places the organism in Eukaryota, Viridiplantae, Streptophyta, Magnoliopsida, Poales, Poaceae.